Anopheles stephensi (Asian malaria mosquito) is the source of this 2344-nucleotide messenger RNA. RefSeq names its product zwei Ig domain protein zig-8-like. The record is from RefSeq and is a predicted model, not a curated record. The coding region runs from base 774 to 1811 and encodes 345 amino acids. Gene Ontology annotation, biological process: synapse organization. The transcript has 8 exons. Gene Ontology annotation, cellular component: neuron projection membrane. NCBI's taxonomy places the organism in Eukaryota, Metazoa, Arthropoda, Insecta, Diptera, Culicidae.
CGUAAACCGCGAACGGGAACGUUUCGGAAUGUUUUUUGGUGUGUCCGUGUGUGAGUGUGAGUGUGUAGGCCGUGUACGCGUAAUAGUGCCGUGAAAUGGAGACGCCUGGUCGUUCGUAAUCGUUCACAAAAAGAAAAAGAGCCGCCUGGUCGUUCGUAACAGUAGCAGCUGGAAAAAAGGAGACGCCUGGUCAUUCGUAACCGUUCCGAAAGGAGACGCCUGGUCGUUGACGGUGGCUUUUCUCUUCCCGGCCAGACAGUUGCCGUGUGGCGUAGUGGUGGUUCGAAAAAUUCGCUUGAUUCUAUUGACCCAAUUCGACGCAGUUGCCGAAAAUUAGAUUUUGCCCCCACGAGCAGCGGCCAAUAUUCCGUCGGACACUAUUGCCGACAGCUGGGCUCGUGCUGUCACAACAGUGAGUGUCACAAGUGCAUUCCAACGUGGUUUCUGAAGGGAAACUAGCCUGAAGCCAUCCGCAGGCAGUGUUCGGGAAAAUGUGUUAGUGCAAAUGAUAAAAUAAUUUCCAAUUGCUCGUUAAUGAGCGUGUGCGUUUGGUAAGCCAAUUUAUCCUUCCACGAGUGUUACUGAAGGUCGGUGGGUGUGAGUGUUGUUUUGAUUGAAGUUGGCAGCUUUUUGCUCACAGUUCGAGGAAGGAAGAGUAAACUUCCGGGAAAACGCCCGUGCGUGGGAAUGCGAAUCAGCCAUUCAGGGUGAGUGGUUUUCGCCAAGUGUUAACUCGUAGAAAUGCUCCCACAGGAAACGCGCUGCUGGAUGUAAUGAGAUACGGCCUGCUACCAGCUACAGAAUAUGAAGCCAACGGACCGCAACUAGCAGCAACUAUGAGACAGCUAGCGGUAGUGAUGAUAAUUUUAAAUAUAAAUUACGGUCGCCUUCAUUGCUCGUACACGAUGGACAUCGACGAACCGCACACGUACACCCCACCGAAACACUACUUCCAAACGUCCUCGUUCGAUGAGAACGAAAUCAACGACGACGGCAUUGGCAAGAGUCCGCUCGACCGGGGACCAUACUUUGACAUCUCGGCCUCACGAAACGUCACCGCGCUCGUUGGCAACACAGCCUAUCUUAACUGUCGCGUACGAAAUCUGGGCAAUAGGACGGUUUCCUGGAUCCGGCACCGGGAUUUGCAUCUGCUGACGGUGGGCAAGGCAACGUAUACCUCGGACCAGCGGUACCAGAGUGUACAUAAUCCCCAGCUGGACGACUGGUCGCUAAAGGUGUUGUAUCCGCAGCAGCGAGAUUCCGGUGUGUACGAGUGUCAAAUCUCCACAACGCCGCCCGUCGGCUACUCGAUGACAUUGUCCGUCGUAGAACCCGUCACGACGAUCGUUGGUGGACCGGACCUAUACAUUGACACCGGUUCGACCGUUAAUCUGACCUGCAUCGUACAGUAUCUGCCCGAACCACCGCCGCUGAUCCAGUGGACGCACAACGGUGUGGAAAUUAAUUACGAUUCGGCACGGGGCGGUGUGUCGGUGAUAACGGAGAAGGGCGACAUAACGACGUCCUAUCUGCUGAUCCAGCGGGCGCGCAGCACCGACUCGGGCAAGUACACGUGCUUACCAUCGAUGGCCAAUCCGACCACCGUGCACGUGCACGUGCUGAAUGCUGGCAAUGGUUGCACCUCCUGUCUGACACUCCACUCGUCGCUCUCCUCAUCGCUCUCCGCCUCAGGCGAACAUCCGGCAGCCAUACAGCUCGGACGCCAGAUACGCAGCAAUUGUUUGCUGCUGACGAUACUGUUCCUGCUGCUGAUGGCGAUAUCACCCGGACAUCGAUAUGCAGAUCGAUAAGUAUGUUUAACUAAAGGCGAAAUGAAAGUGAUGUACAUGCUACUCAGUGUGUGUGCAAGCGCGAGGGUUAAAUGUCACUCUGUACAUAGUGUAGGUGGAACAAAACAAAUGCUGAUGCUGAUUAGUGGAAUAGGGGACUAGUUUUCCAAUACCAGAAACGUAUAGAAUUUCAUUUUAACAUACACUGUACAUAUGGCACGCAUAGGAAAGGUUUUGUUUUCAGUUUUAAGUAAGUAAAGCAAUGUAUAAAACAAAUUUAAGUAUAAUUUUUCUAAGUAUUUAAGCAAACUCAACUCAAAUCUUUAAAACGAUCGUUAUAAAUCAGUAGCAAGUAAGAGGAUGGAGAAUACCACUUAAGAUGAAAAUCAUUGAGACGAAUGAUUGCAACACAAGCACAACACACACUAAACCAUGAAACAUUCUUCCUGUUGACAGUGAAACACAAAAUUGAACAAUCGUCUCAUCUGACAAACUUCCUGUUUUUAAAACAAAAGCCGAAAAAUAAACACACCGCAGGGUUUGAAAAUCUCAAA